AUGGAAGUGGUUAUUGUUGAUGGCAGAAAAGAACUGAGCUAUUUCCCUCAUGAGGAGCAUUUGGAGAGCCAUUUUUUAUUGGAAGGUCCAGCAAAUCAAUUCCUGCAUCUCAAAAGACAUGUAUAUUUUCAGGAUUUCUGAGACCCAGAUUGUAAUCUGAAUAAUGGGGGAAACACCCUGGUUGAUCACGUAUUUGCAUUAGAAGCAAGUAAAACACGGACUUCAUUGAAAACAACUGCCCAGUACUAUCUGAAUGGGAACACCUUAAUUUUUGACAAAUCUUCUGCCCAGUAA
Molecule: messenger RNA, 294 nt
Organism: Sorex araneus (European shrew)
Lineage: Eukaryota; Metazoa; Chordata; Mammalia; Eulipotyphla; Soricidae
Gene: C2H3orf85
Product: chromosome 2 C3orf85 homolog
Exons: 3
Source: RefSeq, a predicted model, not a curated record